AUGUUUGAAGUGUCGGACAGCUAUGUGCUUGAGGAGAACGGCAUACGAAUAGGAAUGUUCUCGGUUGGACCGCCGGAUAUCGAGAUCCGUGUGCCGCAAACACACCACAUGCUCCACGAAUUAAACGUGCAAAUCGUGCCGAAAUUAUGCUUAGCGGAGAAAUUCACCGUGAAUCUCCUCUAUCGACCGAUAGAUGUUCUUCCUGAUGAGAGGUGGAUCGUUAUUGCAACAUCUUUCGUUGUCUUCCACACGGAAUCGGUUCAAAUCACUUUUCCUUGUGAAAAUUUUACAAACGCUGGCCUAUACAGAGUUGAUCUAGUCAAUUCUCAAGGAUUUGAGAUCCAGGGUAAGCAAUGGAUUUUGGUGAACGAUACGUCGGGUGUAUCGCUUGAACUGCGUAACGAUAGCAUAUUUCCACAUUGUACAAAAGAUUUUUUGAUACGAUGGAAUACGGUGAAAUGUGACGCAGCUCGCCUCAGCUAUCGUUUACGUGUUCUGGCAAUUCCGGAAGGAAGCAACAAUCAGGAACAUCGGUCACAUUACAUAGAAGAGAUCGAUAUACCUCGUGGACAAUCAUCGUUGAGUAUAGGAUGUUCACAAUUCGAUAUAUUCUAUGUGAAAUAUUGUUUCGAAUUGGUUUCCGUGGAUCUGAGGUCAUCGGUUUUUCAUUUAUGGAAAUCAACGUGUGUAAACACAGAGCCGGCUCCUGUCAUAAAUGCGACCUGGGGAAGUUGGUCCGCUUGGUCGGAAUGUUCAGCCACUUGCGGUGAAUCUAUUCAGAAACGUUAUCGUUUUUGCGAAAAUCCCGAGCCGAAACGAGGAGUGGAUUGUGUCGGAGAAAUGACUGAGACUCGAACGUGCGUGGUACCGGAUUGUUUAACACUCAUCAAGUCUCAUGGAAUGUUAACGAAUUGUUCUUGUGGAUGUGCGCUGAACGGGACAUCUGGGUCGUUCUUCGCUACCGUAGCGGAUGCGGAGAAAUGUGGAGGGAAUCAAACAUGGUACAUGUCGGCACGUACAAAUUCUGUAGUCUCGGAUUUUAGUGUCGCAAUUGAUCCGAACGCCGCAGGGAAAUUGUUUUUCUUUCUGAGAGCUCCAUAUGAAGAACUUGUCUGGUUUUCUGGAUCGAAUCAGGAACAAGAAUUCACGUUACGCUUGGACAGACCAAUAUUUGUCGUUCUUUGGUAUAAGGGAAAUAAUUCCGCUAUAAAAGGCAGAAAAGGAUUCACUAUUUCAUUCUCAACAAGAGAAGUGACAAAUCAAUUUCCAACACGAAACGCUCCGUCAUGUCAACCUCUAUGUCCAGAAACUGUGAUCAUUGCUCUACUCUCACUUAUAUUCCUCUUUAUUAUUUGUUUUCCUCCUUUUCUAUGUGCCAGUCUGACACGACGAUUACGAACUCGAAACUGCCACGAUCGUCCGCUUCUUGAUAAGAUAUACGAUAGUGAAAUGAUUCGAUCAGGAAAUACGGAAUAUACACAGGCAAGCGGUGAAAAACCGGCAGCAUUCACUGCUCAAAGAAGUAUUGGCAUUCAACUCAGUGUACAGAGCACUCCAAGAUGUGCUCGUACAUGUGUACCAAGCGAUUCACCACAACCACAUCAUGGUACAUCAAUUUCAACGACAGAUGAACUAGAAUAUGAUUAUUACGAUGGGACAACGAUUCCUGGAUCACUGCUUGCACCAGUUGAUGAUCUUUUAAUGUGUGAAAUUGAAAUCGAUCAGAUCAUAGCUCAUUCAUCGUUGUAUUCAAAACCGGUCGAAACUCAUGAUAUGUACACACAGGUGUAG
Molecule: messenger RNA, 1791 nt
Organism: Necator americanus (New World hookworm)
Lineage: Eukaryota; Metazoa; Nematoda; Chromadorea; Rhabditida; Ancylostomatidae
Exons: 10
Coding region: 1-1791 (596 amino acids)
Cellular component (GO): cell periphery
Source: RefSeq, a predicted model, not a curated record